AGGAUGGAGGGAGAAGGCAGUAAUCCGGGUGUAGCCAUGGAUUCAGGUAACCCGUUGCUCAAGGCGGUCUUCCUCCGUCGCCUACGACUCACCCGUCUGCUCCUUGAAGGAGGCGCCUACGUCAACGAGAGCGACGGCCAAGGCCAGACGCCCCUGAUGGUGGCCUGCAGGACCCAGCACACCGACGCCCAGAGCGCCAGCCGGGUCAAGCUGGUCCAGUUUCUCCUGGAGAAAGGGGCGGACCCGAACAUCCAGGACAAGGAGGGUCGCUCGGCGCUCAUGCACGCCUGCCGGGAGCACGCCGGCCCUGAGGUGGCGUCUCUGCUGCUGGCUAGUGGGGCUGACAUCGGCCUGGAGGAUCAGUCCGGGACGUCGGCUCUGGUCUACGCGGUCAUGGCCGGAGACUGGAAGGUCCUGAAGCUGUUGAUGGACACGUGCAAGGCCAAGGGGAAGGAGGUGAUCAUCAUAGCCACCGACAAAUUCCCGUGUGGGAAACUGCAAGCUAAGCAGUAUCUUAGCAUUCCGCCUCUUAGUCCUCUGGAUCGGACGGACAAAACGGCGUCAGGAGCUCCGGCAUCUCCUUCUGAAAUCCAGCUCAUCACCUCCCCCAAGUGCACCUCCUCCUUAUGUCCCCCAAAGACUGUCUUCUCCUUCAAAGAAGCCCAGUCUGGCGGAGUAAGCUCCCAUCCAUGUUCCCCGUCACGGUUUCAAAGGCUCGGUAAAUCGGCGCCCAACGGCCUGCAGCAGCCGCUCCUGAGGUUGAACUCCGAGCCCUGGCUGAAGAUCCCAGCGUCUCUGCUCAAUGCAUCGUUUUCAGGAAACGGCAAAGACCUCAACGAAAUCGAGGACCUCUUGCUCAGAAUUCCCAAACUGGACGGCACAAAUCCAACGAGCGACGGCUUCAAGUGGUAUGAAGGACGAUCGGCGAAGGACAAAGAAGUAGAAGUACAGAAUGAAAGUGCCAAACACUCGAGUCAAAAGAUUUCUCUACCAGGUCUCCUGUCGUCCCACUCCGCCUCCCACCCAAACCUCCACUCUGCAAACCUCGGAGCAGAUUCGCCCGCCUCCUCCGGUGGCAAAAACCUCGGCGCUCCGCUCCACGGCAUGGCCUCGUCCAGCCUUCACAGCAUAAUCCAGAGGCGCAAGCUCGGCGACAUCUACAGCUCCGACCCUCAGCUCGCUAGAGACGUCCACAGUCUGCCCGAGGAGUCCCAGCAGAGAGCGAGAGACCCGAUGGAGGGCAAGAGGCUGGUUCCUUUACGAUGCUCCAGCACUCUGGGCUCCAGGGAGUCGCUGUCGACGUCGGGCCCCAGCAGGAGGGUGCUGUCCGGGUACGAGCGCAGAGGAUCCGGAGCCUACUUGUUGGACCACAACUCCCAGGCCAGGCCUCGAUCUCUACCACCUCUCACCCUCAACUCCGCCAACAACCCCAUCCCUAAUGUGUACAACCUCAGCUCAAGUGCUGGAGGUGGUUUCCUCCCGUCGGCUCCUCCUGGGCAACCCAAAGAGAUGACCAGGAGGAUGCUGCUGAGGAGACACUCCAUGCAGACCGAACAGUUCAAAACCACGGCGUGAAAAAAAAUUCUAACCGAGUUCAGUGUGUUUUAAACGUGAAAAUGUUUUGUCGUGUGAAGUAUCAGUCAGUGUGGGGAAAUUCAAAAAAUGGGAAAACCAAAGAGGAUGGAUAAGAAAAACAAAGCAUCCUAAUCGAUGUAGGGACCUUCCUCCGCUUCAGCGUGCCGUGGGUCGUCAUGUGGCAUCAGUGUGCAGAUUUGUAACACUUCCUUUAACUGCCAUUACGUCUUUGGCCACUAGGGGGUACCAGAGCAAGCUGAAAACACAUCUGACAAACGUAACCUUAUAAAGUUCCUAAGGGUGUCGUUUUAGAAAACAGUUUAAACAUCCAACAACAUAAGCAUUCAUAUAAUGUUGUUUCUAGCCACUUAAAUCUAACAUUUCUACUUCUUUUAACUUAAAAAAUUCCUGACAUUGGCGCCCCCCUAGUGGUACCUUCAAAGGUCACAGUGGACAGCAAAAAGCACUGCUUCCACAAGAAAACAACGGUUUUGCAGACGAAGCGUUCUAGCAACAUGUGACAUUGUUAUCGGCCCCAUAGUGUGUAAGAACAGCAAGAAAUAUGUUCAAUAAAUGAAUUUAUUACAAUAAAAAGCUUUCACAACUCAUUGUAAAAGUACAAAGCAUUAUUAAACAUGCACGCAAAAAGUGUCUACCAUCCAUAAAGAAACAAACAAAUGUUAAAAACAUCAAAAACAUUAAAAAAAGUUAAAAACUGUUUCCCACAUAUUUACAAGUUUAUAUCGCUGAGAAAUAAUUAAAAACGAGCAUCUCAUGUUGAGUCAUUUUAACAAGAGCUUUUAAAAACAAACGGGGAUUAUGUCUUAAUUUGUAUUCACUCCACUAAGAGACUAUUUCGAGAAAUAAAUACAUAUUACAGUAUCUAUGGCGGGUGAUACUCAUAA
This is a messenger RNA of Anoplopoma fimbria (sablefish), 2480 nucleotides long. It is a transcript of the gene ankrd34ba, whose product is annotated as ankyrin repeat domain 34Ba. Bases 4 to 1575 code for a protein of 523 amino acids. The transcript has a single exon. The record is from RefSeq and is a predicted model, not a curated record. Lineage: Eukaryota; Metazoa; Chordata; Actinopteri; Perciformes; Anoplopomatidae. Gene Ontology annotation, molecular function: protein binding.